CGUCUGAGUGUGGAGACAGACUCAUUCCUGAUUUCAGUUAGAUUUGAGACGCAGCAGCUAGAGAUGUCUCUCAUCCUCACUGUGCUGGACAAGCUGUCCUACUUCCUGUCUCUGGUGGCGUUUUGUGUCAGUGCGUCUCACGGCUGGCUCAGAUAACGCUGCUCCUCUCGCUGGGAGGUGAUGCUGAGGUUUGGGUGGAGUUAGGAUGUUGUCAUUUAGAAGCUGUGGACACCUGAUACCUGACAGUGUGAAUGAAGGAAGCGAGGACGAUGCUGCAGAGAGGAGCGCUGAGGACGGUCCAUCUUCUCGCCCUGGUGCUGUGUGUUUCCGCUGGUGGAGACUUUGACUGGACCAAACAGGAGAAAACAUCUUUCUACUACAGCACCUUCCCGACCGGUUUCUCGUGGGGAGUCGGCAGCUCGGCGUAUCAGACUGAAGGAGCCUGGAAUACAGAUGGAAAAGGAAUGAGCAUCUGGGAUGUUUUUGCUCACAAAAAGGGAAAAAUCUCCUCAAAUGAAACAGGAGACUCUUCAUGUGAAGGCUACUACAAGUUCAAGGAUGAUAUUAACUUGAUGAAGGAGAUUAAGCUGAAUCAUUAUCGAUUCUCUAUUUCCUGGCCAAGGAUUUUACCCAGCGGAUCAAAAAGUGAGCACAUUAACGAGAAGGGAAUCAGAUAUUAUAACGACCUGAUCAACAUGCUCCUGGACAAUAAGAUCACACCUGUGGUGACUCUGUAUCACUGGGAUCUACCUCAGGUACUGCAGGAGAAACAUGGCGGCUGGCAGAACGCGAGCAUGGUCAGUUACUUUAACGACUUUGCCAGCUUGUGUUUUGAAAGGUUUGGAAACAGAGUGAAGCACUGGAUCACCUUCAACAACCCCUGGUCGAUAGCUGUAGAAGGUUACGAGACAGGAGAACACGCCCCAGGACUGAAGCUGAGGGGAAGCGGAGCUUACAAAGCGGCUCACCACAUCAUCAAGGCCCACGCUAAAGUCUGGCACACGUAUGACACCAAGUGGAGAAACAAGCAAAAAGGUCUGAUCGGGAUCUCCCUGACUGCUGACUGGGGAGAACCGGUGGACGUGUCCAACCAGAGGGACAUCGAGGCAGCAGAGAGGUACAUUCACUUCUACCUGGGCUGGUUCGCCUCGCCGCUCUUCCAUGGAGACUACCCACAGGUUAUGAAGGAGUACAUCGGCAGGAAAAGCGGUCAGCAGGGUCUGGGAGCUUCACGGCUGCCUGUUUUCUCACCUCAAGAGAAGAGUUACAUCCGAGGAACUGUCGAUUUCCUGGGCCUUGGCCACUACACCACCCGCUACGUCACCCAGAAGAACUACCCAUCAGGCUUUGGGGACAGUUACUUUGCAGAUCGGGACCUUGCUGAGCUGGUGGACCCACAGUGGCCCGAUCCUGGUUCUGAGUGGCUCUAUUCAGUUCCCUGGGGAUUCCGGCGCUUGUUGAACUUUGUAAAGACCCAGUAUGGAAACCCGAUGAUGUACGUGACGGAGAACGGAGUCUCAGAGAAAAGGCUUUGCACCGACCUGUGUGACGACUGGAGGAUGCAAUACCUCAGAGAGUACAUCAACGAAAUGCUGAAAGCCGUUAAAGACGGCGUGAACGUGAAGGGCUACACCGCCUGGUCUCUCCUGGACAGCUUCGAGUGGGAUGAAGGCUUCUCGGAGAGGUUCGGCCUCUACUUUGUGGACUUCAGCAACAAAAACAAACCGCGUUACCCGAAAGCUUCGGUCCAGUUCUACAAACGCAUCAUCAGCUCCAACGGCUUCCCCAACCAGAGAGAGGUGGAGAGCUGGAAGAGGAAAGCUGUGGAGACCUGCUCCUCCAGUAACCAGCUGCUGGCUGCAGAUCCGCUGAUCGGCCACAUGGAGAUGGUGACGGAGAUCGUUGUUCCCACGGUGUGCACGCUCUGCAUCCUCCUCAGCGCGGUUUUCUUCAUGUUUCUGCUGCGCCGCCGUCUCUGAGGAACACACGGACCACCUCGUCUGGAAGCUGAAGCAACCAAUCAGAGCAGCUUUAUCCUGCCAUUGCUUUGACGUCCUGAUGUUCUGUUUCCUUUGGGUUGUCAAUAAACGGUGAAAAUUAGCAAAAUCUGAUCAUU
This is a messenger RNA of Fundulus heteroclitus (mummichog), 2116 nucleotides long. It is a transcript of the gene lctla, whose product is annotated as lactase-like a. The coding region runs from base 252 to 1979 and encodes 575 amino acids. Gene Ontology annotation, molecular function: beta-glucosidase activity. The transcript is spliced from 14 exons. Lineage: Eukaryota; Metazoa; Chordata; Actinopteri; Cyprinodontiformes; Fundulidae. Gene Ontology annotation, biological process: carbohydrate metabolic process. The record is from RefSeq and is a predicted model, not a curated record.